Messenger RNA from Schistocerca gregaria, 2934 nucleotides. Its product is annotated as 1-phosphatidylinositol 3-phosphate 5-kinase-like. Lineage: Eukaryota; Metazoa; Arthropoda; Insecta; Orthoptera; Acrididae. The record is from RefSeq and is a predicted model, not a curated record. Gene Ontology annotation, molecular function: 1-phosphatidylinositol-3-phosphate 5-kinase activity. Gene Ontology annotation, biological process: phosphatidylinositol phosphate biosynthetic process. The transcript has a single exon. Gene Ontology annotation, cellular component: endosome membrane. Bases 1 to 2934 code for a protein of 977 amino acids.
AUGAACGACGCGCUGCCCGCCGUGAAAUUCGACUAUGAUUUUCUGCUGGCGCAGAACCGACCGUGCGACCUCUGUACUGAACCCUGCUUACCUGAAACAAAAUCGAUUCGAGUGCCGGCGUCUGAAUUGCCGUUCAUCGACUUCUUGACCUACUUGAAGAACAAGAGGCCCAACGUGGCAAAGUUUGCCCCGCAGCACCUCACCUACUUGUACUCGCUCUACAAUCAGUCUAGUAAUACGCAGUGUGUACAACACGAGUUUCAGGUCAUACACUAUUACACAUCUAAUGACAUGACUUUGGGAAACUUUUUGUUGGACGUCUGCUUCUCGGCGCGCAUACGUUGCAGCCGCGAGACUUGCCACCGCGCUAUAGAAGACCACGAGCAGUGUUUUAUGCACAACAGAGAUCGCGUGAACGUGGUAGUGAGGGCGUCAGAUGCAUCCGAUAUCGAGCUUAUUUCAAAUGCGACAGCGGUGCACCCACUGUCAAGCAAAAGCCAAGCAAGGAUACACACUUGGUCUAAAUGCAAGCGGUCUGUUGUCCAGGGUGAACCGACUGCCGUCCUCAUGUCUAGAGAGUCAUCUUCGUUUUCUUUUGGCAAGUUUCUAGAACUGUUGUUUUACUGUUCAAACGCGUAUUGCCUUCGCUGUGGCCAGCAUGUGUACAAAGACCACGUUCAUUAUUUUUCGUAUGCUGAUAGAGUGGCGGCGUUUGAGCACGAGAGCGUCGACAUCUUUGAAGUGGUCGUCCCGCCCAUUUUGCUGAAGUACGACCUGGAACCACUCCGCGAAGUUGCCCACAGGGAUCUUUUGGAGAUUUUCGACCUUUCGGAAAACAUCCACGUUCACAUCCUCCAAAAGCUGGAGGGCCUGCGAGAUAUUUGUCGUAACGCGGGUGGCGAGGAAGAGCAGCAAAAGAUCACCGCGACAAUUCAAGAAAGAGUGGAAGCUUACGCCGACACGCGUCAGCGUCUUAGAGCGGCCAUGUUGGACGGCAGAAACACUCGUUUGUUCGAAACGUCGAAGAUUCGACGCAGUGUUUGUCUAGACUCAGUCAACUGGAAUGACGUCAUAUUGAAGCUCGAAGCCGAAGUUCAGAAAAUAUUGAACUUCUCAAAGGGCUCCAAGCUAAACGCGAGCUCGGCUUUGCCGAGCGGCGAGGCGGCAUUAUCUAAAGGCAGAAAGGGUUCAGGAGAAAAGGCGGAAAACUUCACAGACGCUUUGGAGCAAAGGUCCGACUCGCAAGUCAUUGACAGCUUAACGAAUGGCGGCAGUUGCGGAGGAGGAGAACCGAAGCGGCGAGUGUCGGUAUCUGGUGGUGCCGAGGCGACAGAGGUUUCAAGCGGUGACAACACUGAAGAGCUGAAGGGUAUGGAAGUCGAGGGAACGGGCGAAGGGUGGCAGAGUGAGAAAGCCGCAAGUUUUGAUUCGUACCUAACUGAAAGGUGUAGAAAGUCAGGCUGUCAGUUGCGGGGGUCAAAGGAGGACACUUCACAGGGGGAUGUGCUGAAUUCGGACGGGCCACCGGUUUCACUAAGUCACCCUUUUGCCCCGUUGUCCGAGGUUUCUUCGAAUUUAGCUCAUGGGUUGAAUUUAAACAUGACGACUCCGGACAGCAGCUGCAAAAAUGGCGCGUCAGGCUUUACUACGGUGCCGCUGCAAAAGGCCAUGCAACGGUUCUUGGAAUUAAAGAAGAGCAGCAUCUUGGAGUUGGUCAAGGGCGGCCCGGCAUUAAUUUUGUCUUCGAAUGUCAAUUCGGAGUAUUGUGUACCGAUUUACGAAGGUGAACCCUCGAGCCUGAUUGCAUUUUUUCUGACGAGCGAGCAAUACGACCUCAAAACGAAGGAAUUCCUCGCUGCGCCUCGAGACGUCAGUUUCCAUAGAUACCAUUGCGAGCACAGUUUCAGAGGGAAUGGAGACCUCGACCAGUUGGAAGACACCGUCGGCGAUUCCGAGGCGGCCUUGGCGGCCUUAGACGAAAGUGACAGCCUUUAUAGUCGAAUCAUUUACGGACUGGUUUCUCCUAACCCGACCACUGUGAACUUAGAAUGGCAGUCUCCUCAAAUAUGGGGCGGGCCCGAAGUCUACAUUCAGUGCAAGGCGUACUUCGCACAGCAGUUUUCGUGGCUUCGGUGGCUGUUGGGUAUUCCGCACGAUAUCUUUGCGCAAUCCCUAUUGCGGUGCAGGCCUUGGAAGCCCAUAGGCGGGAAAUCGAACUCCGAAUUCAUCAAAACAAUGGACGGGCGCUUCAUCUUAAAGCAGGUCCAAUCGGUAGAAUUGGAGUCCUUUCUAGCGUCUGCUUUGAUUUACUUCGACUAUUUUUUGAAAGCCGUACUCCAGCAAAUUCCGACGGCUCUGUGCAAAGUCGUCGGCGUUUACAGCGUCGCGUGGAGCACGAGGGAGGGGAAGGCGCUCAAAAAAGCGGACUUCAUCAUGCAGGAGGAUUUGUUCUUUGGCCACUCGGUGGAAAAGGUGUUUGAUCUAAAAGGCUCACAGAGGUCGAGAUACGCCAAAAUAGGAAACGACUCCAAGGCGACCAAAUGUGUACUUUUGGAUGAAAAUUUUCUCGAAGCCAUGUACAAACAGCCGAUUUGUAUUGGAAGCAAAGGAAAGACGUUGCUUUCUAAGGCUAUUUGGAAUGACUCGCAGCGGCUGUCAUCGCUGAACGUAAUGGACUAUUCGCUACUGGUGGGGUUUGACAACACCAACAAGAAGCUGAUUUUGGGAAUCAUCGAUUACAUGAGGACCUAUACGUGGGACAAGCAACUGGAAACGUGGGUGAAGAGAAGUGGCAUUUUAGGCGGCAGCGGAAGUAAAGUGCCGACAAUCAUAUCGCCGAAGGAAUACAAAAAACGGUUUCAGGAUGCCAUAUGGACAUACUUUUUGUUUAUGCCCACUUCGUCGACCAAGCUGGUUUACAAGAAGUUUCUUUAG